Messenger RNA from Raphanus sativus (radish), 1449 nucleotides. RefSeq lists its product as uncharacterized. The transcript has 5 exons. The annotation marks the transcript as partial. Lineage: Eukaryota; Viridiplantae; Streptophyta; Magnoliopsida; Brassicales; Brassicaceae. The record is from RefSeq and is a predicted model, not a curated record.
AUGACUGGCGCAGGAAAAAUCAAAGAUCCUGUCAAGUUAUCUAGCAAACUUACCAGAGCUCUCUACAGGAAGCUACAGCAUAGCCCUAACACUUGGGCAGCUUACACUACUUCGAGAGUUGGAUCAGCUAGGUUCCCUGAACGGUACCAAGCGUCCUUCCCUGAUUCAGUGACGGUUGCUGGUUUAGAAGUUUCUGAAGGUGAUUCCAUUCUCGAAGUUUCCUCCGGAGCAAGUACUUCUUCGAAGACUCAAUCACAGAAGAUGCCAAUUCAACCUUCCUUCCGUUCCAGGGGUAGAUCGACCAAGGCUGCCAGCUCCUCUAGAGGGAGUGAUAAGAACCAAGGAGGAUCCUUCCUCGACUCUGUGAAGGAGGUUCUUGAUGAAGGAGGCUCUGCCCCUGCUAAAGAUGUCGUCUCUUCGGAACCCAAGGUUCAGGAAGUUGGCCUUCCCUCCGAGGUCCCGAUGACUGAAGCUGAUCCUCAAGUAAUGAGGGACCCUCCGGAGUCUGAGCCCCCGAGGAACAAGAGGUCCCGAACCGACCAGCUUGGAUCGGUCUUGGACGAUCCGUGGGGUUUGGCUACUCUGAUGAGGCACAUGAAGAGUCCCGGGUGUCCCCUCCCCUCGAUCUCCAAUAUCACGCACAAGGAUGAGUACGUCGAUAUUGCUCAUCACAUGGGUCAGCUGGCUGGAGCUAUUAACAGAGCUCAAUUCAAGUUUGAGGACGCUGUACACAAUGCUCCUAGCGCUGAGGAAUUAGCCCAGGUCACUGAGUUGGUCAAGGCCAACAAGACUGAGCUCAACCAGACUCGGGCUCUGAUCUCGGAUCUCCAAGCCGAGGUGAAGAGACUUGGCUCUAAGUGUGAUGCUCAGCAAGGGACGAUCGAGAGCCAGCUGAUUGACCUCCAGGUGAAGAAUAGGAAGAUUGGGGAGUUGGAUGCUGCCCGGAAGAUAGCCGAGUAUCAAGUCAAGGAGCUGAUCUCCACAUCCCAGAACAGCCAGAAGAACAAGGAAGCUGAGGUCAGGCUAGCCGUCCGGAGGGGAAAGAAGGAGGUAGCUGAAGCCUACAACAAGAUUCUGGUUAUUGUCAAGGAGAAGUUCUCCAAGAAGAAAGAUGAAGUUGACCUCCUGGUUCAUGCCCAAGAGAUUCAAGCCAACACCGAGCUCCUGAAGGACAUACUGGAUGGUGAGAUUAAGAGUACUCAAGAUGAGUAUGAUAACUUGGUGGCGCUAAUGCCGGAAGCUGUUGCGGCGUACGAGAAGGCUCAGGUUUCGGACUUCUCGAUUGGCAAGCUCCCUCUUCCCCAACUCUCUGAGAGUUCAGGUACUUUCGAGAUUAAUAUGUUUAACCUCUCCUUUUCCGGAGAGUUCGGUUCUAAUUUGGGAUUGGUGGGUUCUUACUCAGCCCCAGUCGAAACCGCCUCUGGAGGUAGCGACAAGGAGAUGGAGGAG